GCCAUCUCUUCUGAUAACACAGUGUUUGUGGCUGCCUUCCACUGUGUGAAGAAAUUCACUCUUGAGGGUCGGUUCAUAGCAUCAGUGGGUUCAAAGGGAAGUGGACGACUGCAGUUCGACACACCAUUUGCCAUAGCCUACAACCACACCAACAACAGAGUGUAUGUCUGUGACACUCUCAACCAUCGCAUCACAAUCCUCAACCAUGACUUUACAUUCCAUGGCAGCUUUGGUAGUACGGGAAGUAAGGCAGGUCAAUUCAACAAGCCUGAGGGAAUAUCUGUCAGUAGAAAUGGAAAUGUAUUAGUAGCUGACUUUAGCAAUAAUAGAAUUAAGAUUCUUGAUGCUAAUGGAUAUCACCUAUCAUCCAUCACUAACACUGGAGCAGGAGAGAGACUAGGGACGACCACUCAGUGUGGCAGUUGGACCUGAUGACUGGGUGUAUGUGGUUGAAUACAGCUGUGAUAGAGUAUCAGUAUUUGAUGAGAAUGGCAAGUACAUCAUGUCAUUUGGGAAGGAAGGGGACAAAGACGGAGAGUUCAAAUACCCAUUUGCCAUAGCUGCCAGGGAUGACGGCCACAUCUACGUCAGUGACACCGACAACAAUCGAGUUCAAAUAUUCAAGUGAAACGCCUCUCACACAACACAAUGCUAAUACAAAGAAGCUACCAUAGGAACGCAAACACUCACAUUAGAAUUAACAUUAUCUGUGAUGCAUUUAUACCUUUACACUGCCUGUGUCUGUGUAAUAAUAUUGCCACAUCAUGCACUUGCUAUUU
Messenger RNA from Geodia barretti, 779 nucleotides. Lineage: Eukaryota; Metazoa; Porifera; Demospongiae; Tetractinellida; Geodiidae. The record is from the annotation of a GenBank genome assembly.